This is a messenger RNA of Cokeromyces recurvatus, 234 nucleotides long. RefSeq lists its product as uncharacterized. NCBI's taxonomy places the organism in Eukaryota, Fungi, Mucoromycota, Mucoromycetes, Mucorales, Mucoraceae. The record is from RefSeq and is a predicted model, not a curated record. The transcript has a single exon. Bases 12 to 176 code for a protein of 54 amino acids.
ACUUGUAUAUAAUGGCAACUCUACCUCAAUUUGCAUCAUCAGCUACGUCAACACCAAGAUCAGUUUUACUACAAAUAGAAGAUCAAUACAAUAAACGUAUUGAUGAUGAUAUUGCUAAGCUUGUCGAUUGUUUUACAGAUAUUGUUAAAGUGGGAGAAGUACGUAAACAUCGUUAAUAGUCAAAAUUCAUCUGCAAGACUAAUUUCUUUUCUUUUUUUUUUUUUUUUUUUUUUU